This is a messenger RNA of Pezoporus flaviventris, 450 nucleotides long. Its product is annotated as proteoglycan 4-like. Lineage: Eukaryota; Metazoa; Chordata; Aves; Psittaciformes; Psittacidae. The transcript has 2 exons. The annotation marks the transcript as partial. The record is from RefSeq and is a predicted model, not a curated record.
AGCACCAGCACCCAGCACCCAAAAGCACCAGCACCCCAAAGCACCAGGACCUCAAAGCACCAGCACCCAGCACCCCAAAGCACCAGCACCCCAAAGCACCAGCACCCCAAAGCACCGGCACCCAGCACCCCAAAGCACCAGCGCCCACCAUCCCAAAGCACCCAGCACCCACACCCCAAAGCACCAGCAACCCAGCAUCCCAAAGCACCAGCACCCAGCACCCCAAAGCACCAGCACCCAGCAUCCCAAAGCACCAGCAGCCAGCACCCCAAAGCACCCAGCAUCCCAAAGCACCAGCACCCCGAAGAACCUAGCACCCCAAAGAACUCACACCCCAAAGCACCAGCCCCAAGCACCUCCAAGCACCCAGGCCCAUAUAAUCCAGUGCUCACCAGCAGCUCUGCCCAAUACUGUCCAGUGCCCAGGGUGCCCUGUGCCUGGUGCAGCUGA